GGACUGCACAAAUGCAUGGAUAUUCUUUUUCUUUUGAAAAGCACUCCGAGGUCCACCGGGAUAUCGCUUCUUUUCAACAAACAUUUUUUCGAUAGUUCAGUGGACUUUCAUGUGUUCAUUAUUUUUUUCUCCAAGUACAACGAGUAGUCGUAAACGUUGUUUAACGAGGGGAAUCCAGCCCACAUAUUUAUUGCAGCCGCUGAAAAAAAUCUCUUCAAUAUCCCCCAAGAUGGCCGCCGAUGUGGGAUCGAUGUUUCAAUAUUGGAAGAAAUUUGAUCUACGGCGGCUUCAGAGGGAGCUAAACUCAGUAGCGUCUGAGCUGGCGGGGCGACAGGAAGAGAGCGAACACUCCCACAGGCAGCUGGUGGAGCUGAGCCGGGAGUUCAAGAGGAAUGUCCCAGAGGAAGUGCGGGAGAUGGUGGCUCCUGUCCUCAAGAGUUUCCAGGCCCAGGUGGUUGCUCUGAACAAGCGCAGCAAGGAGGCAGAGUCUGCAUUCCUGGGAAUCUACAAGCAGCUUAUUGAAGCCCCGGACCCAGCUCCCCUGCUGGAAGCCACACAAAGCCUGGAGGAGAGGCUGCAUCAGCUGCAGAGUUUGGCCCCAGACAGUGAGGCCCUGGUCAGGGAGAUCAGCGGGCACUGGAGGAGACACCUGGAGUAUCUUGAGAAGCCAGACGACACAGAGGAAGAGGGCACGACAGCAGCGUCUGUGCCACGAGCAGGGGACGCAUCCACCCGGACGGCCUGUGUAAUGACCCCCAACAGCUUACAGGCCCUCAGGGCCAAGGGCUCACCUCAGCAGAACCAGCAGGGCCAGAGUCAGGGGGAGGCUGAGGACAAAGACUCCACUCUGGCAGACAGACUGAGUGAGGCAGAGGAGAGGAUCAAGGUUUUGCAUUCCUCUCUGAACACAGCCCAGACAGAGCUGCGGGACCUGCGGUGUAAAUACGACCAGGAAAAGGCCAACAAGGCCGAGGAGGUCAGCGUGAUCGCGGCGAACCUCGAGAAGGCGAACCAGAAAGCAGAGAUGGCCCAGAGGAAGGUUGAGCGGCUAAAGGAGCAACUAGCCAGCGUCCGGAGCACCACCCCAGGGAGCGGACAUCCACCAGAGGGCGCCAGUGGGGAGAGAGAUGAGAAGGUGGAUUUGAUUCCAUCCAAGCUGGAGGCUAAACUGAUAGCUAAAGACAGAGAGAUCCUCAGGCUGCUGGAGAAUGUACAGAGACUGCAGUUCGCACUUCAGGAAGUCCAGGAUACAUCAGCCAAUCAGAUCAUAGAGCUGGAACGCCAGCUGGCCUAUAAGACAGAAGUUAUUGAGAGAUUAGAAACUAAACUUCAAUCCCAAAUGGACUAUGAAGAGAUCAAAACAGAACUCAGUAUCCUGAAGGUGAUGAAGCUAGCCUCCAUGAAUGGUAGCUCAGCUCAGCAGGACUCAGCCAAGGCUGCAAAGGCUCUUUUGCUGGACAAAGAGUCCUUUCGUUCCUCUCACAAAUACCUGAUGGAUAAGGCCAGAGUCUUACACAGUGCUGACGAGGACCAGUCUGAGGAGUCGGGGAGGGAGUCGGGGAGGGAGGGGGGCAGGCCCUCAGGGUCCUUCUCCUCAGUCUCCCAGGUGGAUGGGCGGACCUCGGCCAGCCCCGGUCCCCCCAACGUCGACGGCUCCUCCUCCUGCCACGACCUCCCCCGGCCGUUCUCCGUGUCGCCCUGCUCGAGGGACAGGCUGUCUGCAGACCACGUCCUCCACCGGCAGUUCCUCUCCUCCACACUCUUCAAGAAGGAAUCCGGCAGCCCCCUCAUGCCCUUCCCCACCGCUCUGUACGCAGCCAAAGCUGCCCUGGUGUCAGCCAGUCAGGGGCCCGCGGGGGCCGGAGGCAUUGAGGCCGGCCUCCCGAGUGACCAGUCAGAGAGCGGGAGCUCCACCGCGGGCGACGACGACCAGUUGGAAACGGCCGAGAUCGCCUUCCAAGUCAAAGAGCAGCUGCUGAAGCACAACAUUGGCCAACGCGUGUUUGGUCACUACGUGCUGGGCCUAUCACAGGGCUCCGUCAGUGAGAUCCUGGCUCGGCCCAAGCCCUGGAGGAAGCUUACGGUGAAAGGCAAGGAGCCCUUUAUCAAGAUGAAACAGUUCCUGUCUGAUGAACAGAACAUCCUGGCUCUCCGGACCAUCCAGGUCCGUCAGAGAGGGAGCAUCACUCCUCGCAUCCGAACUCCUGAAACUGGGUCAGACGACGCCAUCAAGAACAUCCUGGAGCAGGCCAAGAAGGAGAUCCAGUCUCAGAGAGGAGGGGACAUCAAGUCAUCCCUGGGCAGCCCCUCGGGGGGAAGGAGCACGAACGGGGCUGGUGGCAGCUCUGACGACACCAUAAAGAACAUCCUGGAGCAGGCCAGGAGGGAGAUGCAGGCGCAGCAGCAGGCAUUGAUGGAGAUGGAGGUCUGCGGCCGGGCCUCGGCCACCAGCGCCGGCUCCCAGGGGGAGCACCUGGGGCUUCCCGAGCCCUCCAAGGGCCUGCCUUUACCUGGCUUCAUCAAACAGGAGGAGGGGGGCACGGUUACAGUGUGCAUGGCCAACCCCAUCAGUAGCCCCCAGACCCCACUCAGUGUCCUGUCCCCCGCAGCCUUCGUCCAGAACAUCAUCCGUAAGGUCAAGUCGGAGAUCGGCGAGGCUGGGACUUACUUCGACCAGCACUGGUCCGUGGAGCGGGGACCCGCUGGUGUGGCGGGAGGGGUCAGCGGCUCUCGGCCCUUCACCUCGGUGUCUCCCUCCCUGUCGUCGUCGUCGUCUUCGGGCCCCUCAGCUUUGCCCCGGCCCCGGCCGGACAACGGGGAGUGUCUGCCCAACAGCGAGGAGGCGUCCGCAGCCGAGGAUGACACCGGCUCGGGGAUAGGGCAGUCUGUGGAGGUGAAGGUAGAGUCCGAUGUGUCAGUGAGCCCUGGGCGUGGCCUGUCCUAUUACCCAUCAUACAUCCCCCGCACCCUGAAGCCCACCGUCCCGCCACUGACCCCGGAGCAGUAUGAGAUUUACAUGUACCGUGAGGUGGACACCAUCGAACUCACCCGACAGGUCAAAGAGAAGCUGGCCAAGAAUGGCAUCUGUCAGAGGAUCUUUGGUGAAAAGGUUCUGGGACUGUCUCAGGGUAGCGUGAGUGACAUGUUGUCUCGGCCCAAACCCUGGAGCAAGCUGACCCAGAAAGGCAGAGAACCCUUCAUCCGAAUGCAACUGUGGCUGCUGGACCAGCUGGGCCAAGGACUCACCCAGCUCCCCAGCCAGAGUCUCUCUCAAGAUAAAAGCCCAGUGACGGCCCAGUCAUCACCCUCCCUGCCCCCCAGCCCAGAGGAGAGCCACCCCAGCCCACUGGUGGAGCCAGUCAGUCUGACCCUGGAGAGCAGCAAGGAGAACCAGCAGCCUGAGGCCCUGGGCUUGGUGACCUCCCACCCAGAGGGAGGGAAGUCCAACCCCAGCAUGAUGUCCCUAUACCAGCCUCACACCCCUCUGGGCAUCCAGGAGCUGGUGGCCAUGUCCCCAGAGCUGGACACAUACGCCAUCACCAAGAAGGUUAAGGAGGUGCUAACGGACAACAACCUCGGCCAGCGGCUGUUUGGGGAGAGCAUCCUGGGCCUCACCCAGGGCUCAGUGUCAGACCUGCUCUCCAGGCCCAAGCCCUGGCAUAAGCUCAGCCUCAAAGGCAGGGAGCCUUUUGUCCGCAUGCAGCUGUGGCUCAACGAUGCACACAAUGUGGACAAGCUGAGAGACAUGAAGAAGAUGGAGAAGAAAGCCUAUCUAAAGCGGCGGUACGGGCUGCUGAGUACCGGCUCUGAUAGUGACUCUCCCAGUGCCCGCUCUGAGUGUGUGAGCCCGGCCCUAGCCUCCAUAGACCUGUGCCCCUACAGCCAGGUGAAGAAGGCCAGGGUGGUGCUGGGCGCUGAGGAGAAGGAGUCCCUGAGAAAGGCAUACCUCCUGGAGCCAUACCCGUCCCAGCACACCAUCGAGAUGCUGGCCUCCCAACUCAACCUCAAAACCAAUACCGUGAUCAAUUGGUUCCACAACUACAGCAGGUCCAGGAUGCGACGGGAGGUCCUGAUGGAGGGUCUCCAGGACAACGACACGGACGCAGAACACAACAGCUACUCUCCGUCUGCCACACAGAGCCCCACCUCAGAUGGGGAUGAGAAGAGGCCGCUGCACCCCUCUGGACGCACCCACCACCUCAUGCGCCCCCUCGGCACUAACUCACUACCGCCCCAUGUCAAACAGGAGGCCGGUGACCUGGAGGACGAGGGAGAGCAGGAGGAGAGGGCCGGCUACAUCGGACUGUCUAAGAUCCCAUGUUUCUCCAUGGGCAUCCAGUUCCCUCAGUUGAAAACUGAACAUGAGGACCUGGUGGGUGGCUGCCGAGAGCUCCGUCUGGCUCCACAUUAUCCACCGAGCAUAAGGCAGGAAGAGGGCAUGAGCAGCCAGGCUCAGGGGCUCUUCUACGGAGCGUCGUCUCUAGAUGGGUCCCAGAGGGCCAGCCAGUCCAAGCACGAGGGCGACGACUCAAGCAAGUCCCCUGUGGACCCGGUCAGUUUCAAGGCCUCGUCGGAGACAUGUCGCAGCAGCCUGGAAGUGUCCCUCAACUCCCCGUCCGCUGCCUCCUCGCCCGGCCUCAUGAUGUCUGUCUCCCCUGUCCCAUCUUCCUCCGCACCCAUCUCCCCAUCCCUGCCCAACCCGCCCUCCAAAAGCACCAACCACAGCCUGGACCCUAACCCACUGCCUCCCAACCAGAGCCCCAAGCCCAACAGGAGCAGUCAGAGACGCACAGAGAAAAUGGCCAACCUAAACAACAUCAUCCACAGGCUGGAGAGGGCGGCAAACCGGGAGGAGACACUGGAGUGGGAGUUUUAAGCCACUCCCUUCACAUUUCCUCAGUCUUACAGACUCAUGGGAGACUCUCAAAGAGAAGCUUACUGAACACGUGGAGUAGAGCCUGGCUCUUGGAUGCCAGUCCCCCCUUGUCUGAUCACACUGAAUCAAUACCCCUCAUUGGGAAUCAGAGCUAAACUCUUACAGACAAAUUCCCUUAGAGGACUUUUAGAAAAUAAAUAAUAUUUAUAAAUGUGUUUUACGUUUUUUGAUAAUGGAUACUACUUUGAAAUAUAUGUAACAGCACUAGCUGUUGUUUUACGUAAAGGAUUCUGAUGUGAAGACUUUUGCAGCUAUUGUGUCAUGAAAUGUACACUGAAGUUCUGUAGAUUGCCACUGGGUGAGAUUAAAAAAGACUCCUGUCUUAAGCCAUCAAAAGCACUAUAAUUAUUUAAAAAGAGACACUGACCAAAUUUGCUACUUUUUGAAUAGCAAUUUUUCAGAUUUUGUCUGUAAGACGGGACAGUCAAGUAACAUGAAGUCCUUUAACUGACUGAGGGAUAGUCCUUUAAGACUCUAAAUAUUCAACAUCUCGUAUGUACUUAGUUUCUUGGUGAUAUGUUUUGAAGCAUUUGUAACACAAACGUAUGAAGUGUGGUUGUACAUGUUGUAGAAUUGUCUGCAAUAGCCUUCUCUGAACCAGAUGUAGCAUGGUACUCGACUCACCCUGUUAUCCUCUAUAGUUAGUCACCUGUGAUAUACUUGAGCAAAAAUACGUGAAAAAAAUUGAAAAAACUGAAGAGAAAAAAGUUUGAAAAAAAGGACAUGUAAAAUUUAACAAGUAGAAUAUUUUUAGUGUUUUUUUUUUCCUUUAAUAAUGAUACUCCUUGAGGUUUACAGUUUAGGGCCCUUGUGCACUUGGCAGUAAGUGAAACUCACUACACAUGAGCACAGUUUACAUGAUUUAUUUCAGAUUUACCUCUAUGAUCCUCUAAGGCACUGGUUCUCAGACUGUAAUGGGCAAAGGCACACCCGGUUACCUCAGAUUAUGUUGAUGCACACCAUGAUAGCACUGUCAUUCCCAUUCACGCCCUCAUGACCUACCGACCUUUAAUAUGUGUAUUAAGGUAUUUAAAUAAUGUAUCAGAAAGGCACUGACAACCCCUGCUCUUGGAUUACAAAGGACAAAAUACUUCAUCCUGCUGCCUUUCCUCUAUACAUCAUUCUUCAGUCCUCUCGGUGAUGCAGUCCUGGUUCCUCCUGCAUUUAUGUCCUUCAUGCUUUUCCACAGAGAUCACAUUACUCUCUCUGAGUUCAGAUAUCUGCACUCCUAAGUGCAAGGGAAAUCCACUGUUAGAGAAAUCUGUGGCAGAGAAUGUAAUGUUUAAUGUAACUCUGGUUAGGGCUUAUUGUAUGCAACACCCACCCUUUAGCUCAGUGGGCUAACAGAGUUUUGAGUAAUUCAAGCAACUGGUCAUUCAAACUGUGGUUUGAUUAUUUGGUGGUAACAUACUGUAGAACAAAUCAAUGCUCAAUUAUUCCUUUGUUUGGGUCAUCUGAAUGGACGAUGAAUCGCAAGUAACAAGCAAAUUAUUUCUGACUGAAAGAACAUGGUAAAAACAUGAAAAACGUUGUGCUACAUUGAAUUCAGUUAGCACAUCCUAUAACACUGAGUUCAUUCUCUUGUAGUUUGUGUCUACAUAGGCAGCCUAAUUCAGAACUGUAUUCUUUCCCAAUAAUUGCUUUUUGAUCAAUGAGAUCCGUUCUGGAAAUGAUCUGAUGUGAAUUUAUUGGACAAAACACCAAUUAGCUGAAAAAAGAUUAGAUCUGUGAUACUUUUGUAACUGCAGCCAUGUUAUCUUUGCCAUUGGCCACUACUGUAUUGUCUAGAAUACAUGAGUUUUGUUAUGCUUGCAUUCCUUUAUCUUCUGUAUUUUGCUUCUGUUUUGUACUCAACCAUUUCAAUAUACCUUCAAUUCUUUGCAUACUUACAGCACUUAGAUUUUAAUAAAUGUGAGGAUUCAAGAAAAGUUCAAAUAUCUAAAUGA
Messenger RNA from Esox lucius (northern pike), 6882 nucleotides. RefSeq names its product cut-like homeobox 2b (gene cux2b). The transcript is spliced from 22 exons. The record is from RefSeq and is a predicted model, not a curated record. Gene Ontology annotation, biological process: regulation of DNA-templated transcription. Gene Ontology annotation, molecular function: DNA-binding transcription factor activity, RNA polymerase II-specific; DNA binding. Lineage: Eukaryota; Metazoa; Chordata; Actinopteri; Esociformes; Esocidae. The coding region runs from base 110 to 4876 and encodes 1588 amino acids.